AGAAAGCAAAUUUGGCAACGAUUGGGCGUUCAUACCUCUGCUCGAAGCGGUGUACACGUUCAGUUGUAUUUUGUCGAUAGCUUCGCGUUGGAUCUGAAGUGCUGUAAGGAGGAACUCACUAACUACAGAUUCAGGAACUUCUUCUUUCUCUUGGAUACCUGUUUAACUACUAGCACGGCUGAGUCUGCAGCCAUGAGUUCAGAUGAUGAUGCCCAGUUUGUGGAUCGGCACAGGGCUGACCUCAUAAAGAGGGUUACUAUAGUAAUGCCCAUAGCAGAUAACCUACUACAGAGGGGCAUGAUACAUGAGGAGAUGUACUCUAAUAUCCGUGCUGCCAGCACCAGCCAGCAACAGAUGCGACUGCUGUAUGAGGCCCUGAAAGGAGGGGUAAAGGUGAAAUCAGCCUUUUACAGGGUUCUACUGGAACAACAACCUCAUCUAGUCCAAGAUCUAGGUCAACCCUCCGCAGUCCAUGCCAGCACAACUCUGAAUUCUAAAGACAAAGAUAAGAAUAUUGAAGGGUGCCAAACAGAACUGAAAUCUUACCUGAAGAAAACAUUUGAAAGAAUUUUUCCUGGAAUAGCUAUACAAGGACGUCCUACACUCCUAAACAAGAUCUACACAGAGCUCUACAUCACAGAGGGUGGAAGUGGAGAGGUCAACAAAGAACAUGAGGUGAUGCAAAUUGAGGCGGUAUUAAGGAGGCCAGCGACACAAGAGAUGGCAAUCAAAUGCAACGACAUCUUUAAACCGUUAACUGGACAGGACAUGACUAUCAGAACUGUGCUCACAAAGGGAGUCGCUGGCAUUGGAAAGACGGUCUCAGUGCAGAAAUUCAUUCUGGACUGGGUUAAUGAAGAAGCCAAUCAGGAUAUACAGUUCAUAUUUCCAAUUCCUUUUCGGGAGCUGAAUUUGAUGAAGGAAAAGACACUUAGUUUGAUUGAGCUACUUCAUGAAUUCUUUGUUGAAAUCAAAGAAUCUGGACUUUCCAACUUGAAAAACAUCAAAGUGUUGUUUAUCUUUGAUGGGUUGGAUGAGUGUCAACUUCCUCUGAGUUUCAAGACAAAUGUGAUCUGCCGUGAUGUCACAAAGUCAACCACAGUGGAUGCACUGCUGACAAACCUCAUUAAGAGGAAACUGCUUCCUUCUGCGCUUCUCUGGAUAACAUCCCGACCAGCAGCAUCCAAUCGGAUCCCACCUGAGUGUGUUGACCAAGUGACGGAGGUGCGAGGGUUUAGGGAUGAACAGAAGGAGAAAUACUUCAAGAAGACAGUCAGUAAUGAUAAACUGGCAGAAAAAAUCUUCACACAUGUACAGUCAUCAAGGAGCCUCCACAUCAUGUGCCACAUACCAGUGUUCUGUUGGAUUUCAGCCACUGUUCUAGAGAGACUGUUGAGUAAAGCAGUAACUGGAGACUUGCCCAAGAAUCUGACACAAAUGUUCUUACAGUUUCUGAUCUUUCAGAUAAGACAGACAACGCAGAAGUAUCACGAAGACUCUGACACAGACCUCCACUGGGAUAAAGAGACUAUCAUGAAACUUGGAAAACUGGCUUUUGAAGAGCUUGAAAAAAGCAACCUGAUCUUCUAUGAGAAAGAUCUGAAAAAGUUUGGCAUUGAUGUCAGAGAAGCUUCUUUGUGCUCAGGGGUGUUCACACAGAUCUUAAGAGAAGAGUGUGCGUACCAGGAGGUGGUCUACAGCUUUGUUCAUCUGAGCCUUCAGGAGUUCAUUGCUGCUUUGUAUGUGUUUCUCUCAUUUGAAAACAACAAUGAAGAUGUUAUAACACCACAACAACCAUCCAACUCGACUGGAAUCGUCUUGUAUGAAGAAUAUCUUCCAGACAACAUCUACAAGAGUGCAGUGGAUAAGGCCUUAAAGAGUGAGAGUGGACACCUGGACCUGUUCCUCCGCUUCCUUCUCGGCCUUUCACUGGAGUCCAACCAGACAUUCUUUCGAGGCCUACUGACACAGACAGGAGGGAGCUCACAGAGCAACAAGGGCACAGUCGACUUCAUUAAGGACAGGAUCAGGAAAAAUCCCUCUCCAGAGAGGUGCAUUAACCUGUUUCACUGUCUGAAUGAGUUGAACGACCAUUCUCUGGUGGAGGAAAUCCAAAUCUACUUGAAGUCAGGAGGUGAUUCGAAGAUCGAACUCUCAUAUUCUCAUUGGUCCGCUAUGGCCUUUGUUAUGCUGUCCUCAGGCGAGGAGCUGGAUGUGUUUGAUCUGAAGAAAUUUGUCAGAUCAGAUGAAGGUGUUCUGAGGCUCAUGCCAGUGAUCAAAGCUUCUAAAACAAUUAUGUUGAAUUCUUGCAAUAUCACUUGGAGAAAUUGUGAGAACCUGGCCUUAGCUUUCAGCUCAAGUACUUCAAGUAUGAGAAAGCUGGAUCUGAGUCACAAUGGCCUUACUGAUACAGGGGUGGAGCUGCUGUGUCUUGGACUAGGGAAUACAAUCUGUAAAUUGGAAACACUGAAGCUGUCAGGCUGUAAAGUACAAGAGGAAGGCUGUACUUCUCUGGCUUCAGCUCUAAGGUCAAACCCUGCACACCUGAAAGAGCUGGAUCUGAGCUACAAUAACCCAGGAGAUUCAGGAGUGAAGCAGCUCUCUGCUGCACUAGAGGUUCUACACUGUAAACUGGAGACACUAAGUCUGGUUAAUUGCAGCUUAACUGGAACAUGUUGUGAAGCCCUGGCCUCAGCUCUGCGCUCAAACUCCUCAAGUCUGAGAGAGUUGGAUCUGAGUAAGAAUGACCUGCACAAUAUGGGGCUGGAGCUGCUCUCUGCUGGACUGAGAAGCAUCAAUUGUAAACUAGAAACCCUGAGGCUGUUAGACUGUCAAAUCACAGAGCAGGACUUUUCUUUUCUGGGUUCAGCUUUGGGCUCAAACCCCUCACACCUGAGGGAACUGGACUUGAGCUACAAUCAUAACCUACAGGAUUCAGGAGUGGCCUAUCUUUCUGCUGCACUGGAGAAUCUGCUUUGUAAACUGGAGACACUGAGGAAAGUGCUUGUAACCUGUGGAGUCACAGAGGAAGGCUUUUCUUCCCUAGCCUGUGCUCUGAAGUCCAACCCAUCACACCUGAAACAACUGGACCUGAGCAACAAUAAAGCAGGAGAUGCAGGAGCAAUACUGCUGUCUGCUGCACUGGAGCAUCCAGGUUGUGAGCUAUUGAAAUUUAGGCUCUGUGAUUGUGGUAUGACAGAGAAAGGCUGGGCUUUUCUGGCUUCCAAUCUGAGGUCAAACCCCUCACACCUGAGAGAGCUGGACCUGAGUAAAAAUGUACUUGGAGACUCAGGAGUGAAGAUACUUUCUGCUUUACUGGAGGACCCACACUGUGAACUCAAAACACUGAGGCUUGAAAACUGUUCAGGGGAAUGCUUUGUUUCUCUGGCUUCAGCCCUGAAAUCAAACCCCUCACACCUAAGAGAGCUGGACCUGACCGGAAAUAACGUAGGAGACUCAGGAGUGAAGCUGCUCUCUGCUGGAUUGGAGGAUCCAUGCUGUAAACUGGAGAAACUGAGCCUGAUUUGUUGUGGACUGAGUUGGGAAUGCUGUGAGACACUGGCAGCAGCUCUUAGCUCAACCUCCUCAAGUCUGAGAGAGCUGAACCUGAGUCGCAAUAAUCUGGAGAAUUUGGGAGUAAAGAGGCUGUCUACAGGAUUGGGCAAUCCACAUUGUAAACUGAUGAUCCUGAGGCUCAGUGACUGUGGUAUGGCGGAGGAAGGCUGUGCUUCUCUUGCCACCGCUCUAAGGUCAAAUACCUCUCACCUGAGAAAGCUGGACCUGAGUUUAAAUUCCCCAGGAGAUUUUGGAAUGAAUCUGCUCUUUGCUAUGCUGGAAGUUCCCUGUUGUAAACUAGAUAUUUUGAGCCUGGAUAACUGCAAACUCACCUAUAAUUGCUGUGCGGCUCUGGCCACUGCUCUCAGCUCAAACUUCUGUAGUCUGAGAAACCUCAACCUGAGUAACAAUAACCUACUUGAUCCAGGAGUACAGCUGCUCUCUGCUGGACUGGAGAAACCACAGUGCAAACUGGAGAAGCUGGAGCUGGCAAACUGUAAGUUCAACAAGGAUGGCUGUGUUUCUCUGGCCUCAGCUCUAAGAUCUAAUCCCUUCCACCUGAGAGAGCUGGAUCUGGACCAUAACACGUAUGGGCGUGGAAAAGCCUUCCUCAAAGCACUACAGAAAGAUCCACACUGUCAACUAGAGAAACUGGGAUUGUUCACACGCUUGGAAGUAAGAGUCCGCAUUUAGCUAAAAUAAACUUGUUCCUGGACCACUGCACUGAAAACAUGUGAUGUGUAGACCAAAAUUGAAACAUCAGAUGCAGCGAAACAUGAAAGUUAUUACAAAAAAAGUGUGUUAAAGUUUUUUUUGUAUUAUUCUUUAUCAUUCUUAAAGGAAUGAAACUCAUGAAACAUCUGUCAAUUUGGUGAUCGUCUAUGUUCUGAGUUUGUCGUGGAAAAUUGUAUAUGCUCUCUGUGUUCUUUCUCAAGGUUUACAUGUUCUGUAAACUGUCUGCCAAUGAGUUGUUGUUUUCUGUUAUCAAGUUGAAAUGUGAUUGUGGUUUAGUCACAGGGUGGGGGGGCGACAGAAAAAGAGGAGCUAGAUUUGGCUAGAUCUUGAGCUAUUAGCUCAACGCCCAGGAAAGGGCUUAGACAGGACAAUGACCUCUCUCCUCCACCUUGAGACUCUUCCUGAAUGGAUAAUAUGUUUCUCCUUGGUCAUGUUUUUGCAGCAGCGUAUAAAGGAGAAAUGAAGGGACUGACCCGUGAGAGAUUAUGACAGUAUUGUACCCUGCGCAUUAAGUUUGUUGUAAUCUCUCCAGCAUGCUGUUAAUAAAGAAUGAUUCAUUUAA
Salvelinus fontinalis (brook trout) is the source of this 4852-nucleotide messenger RNA. RefSeq names its product NACHT, LRR and PYD domains-containing protein 12-like. The transcript is spliced from 17 exons. NCBI's taxonomy places the organism in Eukaryota, Metazoa, Chordata, Actinopteri, Salmoniformes, Salmonidae. Gene Ontology annotation, molecular function: protein binding. The record is from RefSeq and is a predicted model, not a curated record. The annotation marks the transcript as partial. Gene Ontology annotation, biological process: innate immune response; inflammatory response; regulation of apoptotic process.